AGAUGCGCGCGCAGCCAUCGCCAUCUUUUAAGUUUUUAGGUGUUCGGGAGUGAAAGUGGUGCACAAGCUUUUUCAAACAAGGCCAGCUUAUUAAAAUUGCGUUACAGAAAGCAAAUGGCUAAUCGAAAUAUACAACAGGCGAGGAUGAUGGGCAGUAACUCUCCGCAACCUGUGAAACGUGGGACAGAUUCCCCGGCUGCGGAGCAGACACCGGCGAACAAAGACAGCCCAGGCCCGCCGCCUCAGCCUUCCCCCGCAGCCGAACAAGCUGAAGAAGCCGCAGAGGGAAGCGGAGAAGGCUCCUCAGAAAUGACUCUCGACAUUGCGAGUUUUCGAAAGCCCGGUGAGAAGACGUUUACCCAGCGCUCGCGCCUCUUCGUCGGAAGUCUGCCGCAGGGUGUCUCCGAAGAAGAGUUCAAAAACAUGUUUGCUAAAUAUGGGAAUAUUAGCGAAGUGUUCAUCAACAGAGACCGGGGUUUUGGCUUCGUUCGCUUGGAAACCCGGACGCUGGCAGAGAUUGCUAAAGCUGAAUUAGAUGGGACUGUUAUUAACAAUCGGCCUAUCAAGAUCCGCUUUGCUACUCAUGGUGCUGCUCUGACAGUUCGCAAUCUGCUGCCAGCAGUUACAAACGAACUGCUUGAACAGGCGUUUUCUCAGUUUGGGCCCGUGGAGCGGGCAAUUGUUGUGACAGAUGACCGUGGCCGGCCCACUGGAAGAGGGAUUGUGGAGUUUGCAAACAAAGUAGCUGCUCGUAAAGCCCUGGAGCGCUGCACCGAGGGGGCGAUGCUGCUGACCAGUACACCUUGUCCAGCCAUUGUGGAGCCUUUGGAGCACUUAGAUGAGGAAGACGGUUUGCCCGAAAAACUGCUGCAGAAAACUCCAAAGUACUACAAGGAGCGAGAGCAGCCGCCACGCUUCGCCCAGCCCGGGACGUUUGAGUUUGAGUUCUCGUCUCGCUGGAAAGCUCUGGAUGAGAUGGAGAAACAGCAACGAGAGCAGGUGGACAGAAACAUUAGGGACGCCAAAGAGAAACUGGAGACUGAGCUGGAAGCUGCUAAACAUGAACAUCAGCUCAUGUUAAUGAGACAAGAUCUAAUGAGACGUCAGGAAGAGUUGAGGAGGUUGGAGGAGCUUCGCAACCAGGAGCUGCAAAGACGAAAGCAGAUAGAGAUGAGGCAUGAGGAGGAGAGGAGAAGGAGGGAGGAGGAGAUGAUGAGACACAGAGAGCAAGAUGGCUUGAGACGCCACUCAGACGGCUUCAAACCAAAUUACCUGGAAAAUAGAGAGCAGGAAAUGAGAGUGGGUGAGCUGGGCCCUCGUGGAGCCGUUAAUAUGGGAGAUGGCUAUAACCAGGCCUCUGCAGGGCCCGGUGGUAACCAGGGUCAAAUGAUGGGCAUGAGUGGAAGGGGAGGAGCCAUUGGCCCAGAGGGAACGGCAAAAAUUGGGACGCCAUUGAUGUCAGAGAAUGGAGCCAUGCGAAACGAAAGGCUCCCGCCGGGUGGAUCAAUAGGGAGUCGACCAGAAGUCGAAUCCCCAAAACAACAUCAGCAGCCGUUAGGCCCCCAGGUUGGACAAAGUCAAGGAUUUAGCAGGGCCAGUCCAGUUGCUGGCAUGUUUGAUGGACCAAAUAGCAAACGCCGUAGGUACUAACUUGUCCCGGUUCUCAUUAAAUCUUUGUUACUGCCCCAACGUGAUACUCACUAUCCCUGUGACUUUGAUAUGGAUGGAGAAAAAAAAAGGUUUUUGUCAUAAAGAGGCAUUUAUUGAUGAUAAAAUGGCACGACAGUGCUUUGUAUUCAACAUCUAAAAUGUUUUUACAUAUUUUUUGCAGAAUGUCUCAAUGGUCUGAAUAAAAUGGUUGGUUUUGUUUUUUCUAAAUAUGAGUGUGCAAAGAAUUUUCUUCCUGGGAAGGCCUUUUGUUGUUUGAUUUCCUUGUUGCUAUGGAUACUGUUUCUUUGACACAAUUUAUUAAGAUGCUAUGACAGUUAUUCAGUUUGAAAAUGAAGAUAGCAUUACUAUCGCUUUUUUCUUGGUUGGGGUGUCUGUGUACCAUGAAUGUAAUAAUCGAUGCCAUUACCAUAGAUCAGGGAUCUCCAGCUCUGGUUCUUGUGAGCUGCUUUCCUGUAGGUUUUAGAUCAUUCAUCUUCAAUCCAGGUCUUGGAGGGCUUGUGUCCUGUAGGUUUUAGACGUUUCACUGCUGCAACACACCUGUUUCAGACUCCAACCAGUCUGCAUAUUUGUCAUUGAUUUGAGUCAGGUGUGUUACAGCACACCUUCUAAAACCUGCAGGACACUGGUCCUCCAGGAUCAGGAUUGAGAAUCUUUGUUUUAGACGUUUACCUGUUGCAACACACCCAAGUCUCAUCAGUGGGUCAUGAAAAGGCUUGUGCUGAAUUUUUUAUUUGAAUAAGGUGUGUUGUUGUAGGUAGGAAAGCAUCUAAAACCUGCAGGACAGUAGCUCAAAAGAAUCGGAAUUGGAGAUUCCUGUCACAGAAAAUUCACAAAUUUGCCACUGAAGUAUUAGAUACAGAACUAUAUCAGCAUUUUAAAGAAGAAAAACUGAUUCUUACAACCUGAGCGCCUCAGCAAGCUAAUGCUAACCUUUGCAUACAGCAACAUCAACUGUUUGCAAACAGUAACCCUUGUUUGGAAGUUUUAAACACUUUGACAUGUUAGCGUAGCAUAAAUGACUAAGACCCAUUCUUUAUCAUUUAUCUGUAGAUAAAGAUAUCUGUUUUAACUUGCUUACAAUAUGCUGUUUCUUUGUGGGGUUUUUUCCUUCCUUUUCCUUGAAAACAAUAGAGAUGUUGCUGCAUGUCACUUGCAGUUAAGGCGUCUUUGCUACACGCAUCUAGGAAACACAAGUUUUAGAAUUUUUUCCCAAGUUUCUGUAUUUAGGUAUUUGAUCCCAUGACAUCCCUACAUAUUUAUACAAAAAACCAAAAUAAUAAAUUUUAGGAUUUUUUUUUUUGUCCUCACUGUAUUUGACUGUGAUUUUUGCUUUACACGGUUUUUAAAAUCUUUGCUAAUUAGAUGCUAUAUCUAGUGGAAAGCGAAUGUUUAUGUAGCUUUAGUGCAUCUUGUUUUGACGGUCAAAAGAAAUAAAAUAUUUGUAGGAA
Messenger RNA from Melanotaenia boesemani (Boeseman's rainbowfish), 3119 nucleotides. It is a transcript of the gene pspc1, whose product is annotated as paraspeckle component 1. Gene Ontology annotation, cellular component: nucleus. Gene Ontology annotation, molecular function: RNA binding. Bases 115 to 1650 code for a protein of 511 amino acids. NCBI's taxonomy places the organism in Eukaryota, Metazoa, Chordata, Actinopteri, Atheriniformes, Melanotaeniidae. The transcript is spliced from 10 exons. Gene Ontology annotation, biological process: regulation of DNA-templated transcription. The record is from RefSeq and is a predicted model, not a curated record.